Molecule: messenger RNA, 231 nt
Organism: Blastomyces dermatitidis ER-3
Lineage: Eukaryota; Fungi; Ascomycota; Eurotiomycetes; Onygenales; Ajellomycetaceae
Exons: 4
Coding region: 1-231 (76 amino acids)
Source: RefSeq, a predicted model, not a curated record
AUGAGAUCACUCACAGUAAAUGCUGCUGCUUACAACUGUAUCUUCAUCUCUCUCAACUCUGUCAUUACAUCUGAUCUUCAGAUCAGCAGUUCUUCUCAUCUCUUUCUCAGAUCAGUCUCUGACUUUAAACAGCACAGUCUCUUUCUUUGCUUGUCUUCUACAGCUCUGUUUCUCAUCAAUGGUUCUCGCGCCGCGGCACAUUUCCACAAUCUCAUUGUCAAUGAGAGAUGA